UAGAAACGUCUUUUUCCUCGUAGUGCUACAAGUCGCGGGGUUGCGAGUAGAGAAGUAGAGAGUAUUUGGGUUUCUGAUUAAGUAUUUACGCGGAAGGAGGUUCUCUAUUGUUCUUCUUCUUCGUCAUGUGACCUGAGACGCAGGAAGAGGGAACCAAGAGAGAGCUUGACGAAAGAGCUUGGUUUACGUUCUGUUUUUUAAAAUAAAAAAAAAUCAGAGAGCAGAGGAAGCAGAUUUGUGUGUUUUACGCAGAGUUUUUGGGUGUUUCCUGCUUAAUAAAUUUGUUUUAGGUUUCAGGUUUCUCCUUUGAACGGCAAUGGCGUCAGUUCUCUCAAGGAAGCAGAAAAAGAAAGAUAAAUACACACUGAAAGAACUCAAAAAUCUCGGUCGUGAGCUUCUUUCUUCGCGGGCUCACAUCAACAAUCUCCCUCUUCUCCUUUCGUUCAUAUCCUCGUCUUCUCCUCCUCAGUAUGUGCUUGAGUCACUUCUUUCUCUCCAGUCAUUCUUCACUCCUCUCCUUCCUCUGCUUCCACUAUCUUUGUCAAAACGUUCGCGGACUGAGCAAGACCCCUCGGAGAGGGAAGAGGAUCCUGAAGUGAUUUACAGGACAUGGCUGAAGUCCAAGUUUGAUGACUUUGUUAGGUCGUUGAUCGAUCUUUCGGUGUCUCGGGGAUCUGACGACACAUUAAGAGAAGUUGUUCUGGAUGCCCUUAUGGAACUCGCAAAGCGGGGAAGUGGGGGAAGAUUUAAUUCGGCUAUAUACCACAGAUUUCUUCAUACUUUUGUUCACUCUACAGAACCUGCUAGUUUUCUGCUAGACUUGCUUGCAUCUAAGUAUUUCAAGUACAUUGAUGUCCGUUAUUUUACCUACGUCAGCAUGGAAAAACUGGUUAAAGCUUUGGAAGCCAAAAACAUCUCUGUUGAUAAAGUUCUACGGGAAACUGCUGAAAAUGGUCUUCACUCGGGAGAAAGCAUGAAACAUUCUAUUCACAUAUACAUGAUAUUUAUCACGCAUCCCGCUUUAGAAGUUCCUAGCAAUUACUAUCAUUGUGCUUGGUGCCAAGAGGAACCCCAAGGUAAGUGA
Molecule: messenger RNA, 1084 nt
Organism: Carica papaya (papaya)
Lineage: Eukaryota; Viridiplantae; Streptophyta; Magnoliopsida; Brassicales; Caricaceae
Source: RefSeq, a predicted model, not a curated record